Messenger RNA from Penicillium coprophilum, 417 nucleotides. RefSeq lists its product as uncharacterized. Lineage: Eukaryota; Fungi; Ascomycota; Eurotiomycetes; Eurotiales; Aspergillaceae. The record is from RefSeq and is a predicted model, not a curated record. The coding region runs from base 1 to 417 and encodes 138 amino acids. The transcript has 2 exons.
AUGGAGCCUGUUUACUCUCUGAUCCUCCUUGAGCCCAUUGUUCCAGAUGUCCACUGCGAUCUGCCAUCUACUUACCUGAGGAUCAUGGUGAUGGCCCGGGUCGCUGCGUUUGAACUGUCUGAGAAGCAGUGGCCGGAUCUUUUGAUGUCCGUAGGAUUGACGAAUGUAAGCUUCUAUCAGCUUGCUGGAAGUGGCGAGGGCAUCAUUAAGGCUAUCAAAUUUCUAGUACCGGCUCAAAUUGGAGCGGCAGGAAGCUCAAUCGUCAGCUCAAAGAAUAGUUACGGAGUCAUAACAACUUUAAGCUCUGGGAUGCUACAUAGGUCUUCAGGGGAUAAGCGUGUCCAAACAACGGCAUCGUGCGAGAAGGCAGAUUGUGAGAACCCCGGGUCAAAGGUCAUUGCUGCGCCGCCUACCUAG